CAUUGGUUAUUUUUUGUCUGACUCAGUGAUGAUGUUUUGGCAUUUUCCAGCUUUAGGUGGUAUGGAAUUUAUCUUGCAUCAUGGACUAUCUAUUUUUUCAAUCUUCCUCUCCCUCGUAAGCGGACAAGGACAGGUUUACAUAACAAUGGUUCUCUUUACCGAGUGCACUACCCCAUUUGUUAAUUUAAGAUGGUACUUGGAUGUUGCUGGUGAGAAGAAUUCUAAACUUUACAUCUGCAAUGGUGCUGCAUUGUUUGUUGGGUGGUUGGUAAUGUCUAGUAAUUAAACCUCAAAUCUUGGUUCUUUCUGGUCGUGAGCGUUAAAUGCUGAAAGGCAAACAAAUGGGAACAGAGGUUCCCACGCCUCUAUACCCUAUUUUUAUAAGUAAGAUAAGGAAAUAUAGAAGCC
Messenger RNA from Camellia sinensis, 408 nucleotides. The record is from RefSeq and is a predicted model, not a curated record. NCBI's taxonomy places the organism in Eukaryota, Viridiplantae, Streptophyta, Magnoliopsida, Ericales, Theaceae.